Messenger RNA from Myxocyprinus asiaticus (Chinese sucker), 2598 nucleotides. RefSeq lists its product as uncharacterized. Lineage: Eukaryota; Metazoa; Chordata; Actinopteri; Cypriniformes; Catostomidae. Gene Ontology annotation, molecular function: nucleic acid binding. The transcript has 3 exons. The record is from RefSeq and is a predicted model, not a curated record. The coding region runs from base 22 to 780 and encodes 252 amino acids.
GGAAGAGGAAGGGCAAGGGCAAUGAGACAAGCAGUCUUGGAUGAAAUUCGUCCCACUCUAGUUAUCCAUGUCCUUGUCCAUGGUACGACUAUGAAGGAGGCUGGGCAACGAGUACAGCCAAACUUGAGUCACUUCACCGUCGCCUCGAUCAUAAGAACCUUCAGGGAGGAAAACAGGACACAGAGACAACCACCUGGUGGAGGCAGGCUAAGGCUUUUGUCGGAGGAGCAAGAGAGGGAGCUGAGAAUAUUUGAGAUUGAAGGCCAGCCUGUUCCCCAUGAGAUUAUCUUUUUUGAUGAGGCUGGAUUUAACUUGACCAAAAGGAGAAGGGGGAGGAAAAUGAUUGGCCAUCGGACUAUUGUGAAUGUCCUGGGCCAGCGAGGAGGGAACGUCACUAUAUGCACGGCCAUCAGCCAACGAGGGGUACUCCACCGCCAUGCCAUUCUUGGACCCUAUAACACUAUGCUCCUCCUUGGUUUCCCUGAUGGUCUAAGAGAGUGUGUGUUCCAGCUUAACCAGAGGGAGCCAGCACAACCAGAGCAGCCUCGCUACAUUGUUGUUUGGGAUAACGUCAGCUUCCAUCGCGCUGCUCUGGUUCGUGACUGGUUUACCAAUAACCCAAGGUUUUCCAACAUCUUUCUGCCUGCAUACUCUCCCUUUCUAAACCCGAUAGAGGAGUUUUAUUUGCGGAAUGGCGGUGGAAAGUGUAUGACCGAAAACCUCACAUCCGUGUUCACUCCUCCAGGCCAUGGAAGAAGCCUGCCUAGACAUUUCAGUUGAUGCGUGCCAAGGGUGGAUCAGGCAUGCAAUGUGAUUUUACCCCCGCUGCCUGGCUAGGGCCAAUAUAGCCUGUGAUGUUGACGAGAUUUUACAUUAAGGACUAAAAAAUGUGCAAAUGUAUACAUUUGUUGUGUCUUUUGUUGUGUUCAUCAUGCGAAAAGGUUUUUGAGGGGGAGAACCACAAGCAACAUAACUUAUUACCGGUUUUGUAGUAUUGUUCUGAAUUUAUCUCGCCGGUGUGUAAGACUAUGUUGUAGUGUGUGUGUUUUUGAGGGCUUGUGUGUCAUGUCUGAGGGCAAAGUUUGGUUUUUCAGCAAGAUUGAAUGGUUUUGAGUGGAGAGCUUCAUUUUGACCUGAAAAUAGGAAGUUUGGGGAAUUGGGUGAGAAGUUAUGGAUUUGUGUUUAGAGUUUCGAGAAAAGGGGGCAUAAUUUCAAGAACUGUGUUUAAGCAAUUGAGAAAAACUGUAAUAUGACAAAGACACAGAGAACAAGAGGACUUAUUUAUACAAAGACUAAGUAAACGAGACACACCUGGGAUCAAUCAAGGGGAGCACACAGAACAGAGACAAGAAACAAAAAUAUACUUCAAAAUAAGUCCUAAUCCUCCUAGCGACCUCUAGUGGCCGCUAGGGGAAUGUCCCAUGUAUAAACAGUAUAUACAACACUGGAAAAAAUUAAGAGACCACUGCAAAAUUAUCAGUUUCUCUGGAUUUACUAUUUAUAGGUAUGUGUUUGAGUAAAGUGAAUUUUUUUUAUUUUAUUCUAUAAAGUACUGACAACAUUUCUCCCAAAUUCCAAUUAACAAUAUUGUCAUUUAGAGCAUUUAUUUGCAGAAAAUGACAACUGGUACAAAUAACAAAAAAGAUGCAGUGGUUUCAGACCUUGAAUAAUGCAAAGAAAACAAGUACAUAUUAAUUUUUUUAAACAACACAAUACUAAUGUUUUAACUUAGGAAGAGUUCAGAAAUCAAUAUUUGGUGGAAUAACCCUGAUUUUCAAUCACAGCUUUCAUGCAUCUUGGCAUGCUCUCUACCAGAGACUUUAUGCCACUCCUGGUGCAAAAAUUCAAGCAGCUCGGCUUUGUUUGAUGGCUUGUGACCAUCCAUCUUCCUCUUGAUCACAUUCCAGAGGUUUUCAAUAGAGUUCAGGUCUGGAGUUUGGGCUGGCCGUGACAGAGUUUUGACCCAGUGGUCCUCCAUCCACACAUUGAUUGACCUGGCUGUGUGGCAUGGAGCAUUGUCCUGCUGGAAAAACCAAUCCUCAGAGGUAGGGAACAUUGUCAGAGCAAGAAGUUUUCUUCCAGAAUAACCUUGUACGUGGCUUGAUUCAUGCAUCCUUCACAAAGACGAAUCUGCCUGAUUCCAGCCUUGCUGGAGCACCCCAGAUCAUCACUGAUCCUCCACCUGGUCGUCUAAUGGUUAGACGGAGACCUGGAGAGGCCUUCAAGCCACAGUGUCUCGCACCCACUGUGAAAUUUGGUGGAGGAUCGGUGAUGAUCCAGGGGUGCUUCAGCAAAGUUUUUUUCAAAGUGAUUUGACCAAAUUAGCAAUUUAGCAUGAUUACUCAAGGAUAAGGUGUUGGAGUGAUGGCUGCUAGAAAUGGGGCCUGUCUAGAUUUGAUCAAAAAUUACUGUUACUGUAAUGGUGCUGUUUUAUACAUCAGUAAUGUCCUGAAUAUACUUUGUGAUCAGAUGAAUGCCACUUUGGUGAAUUAAAGUACCAAUUUCCUUCUGAAACAGCAAAAUCUGCACAUUAUUCCAAACUUUUGUCCAACAGUGUAUAUAUAUAUAUGUAUACAAACAUACUGUGACACAUCAUGU